AUGCGGCUGUACCUUGCAGAAGUGGUGGUGGUGGUGGUGGUGGUGGGGGGGCUUAAAAUCGCCAAGUGUGGAGGUGUAUCUCCCCAAGAUUUCUAUGUCUGCGCUUCCCGCCCGGAUGAGCCCCUCCGGGCCGGCGCCGUUUAUAACUUGGCGCCCCGUCUCCUGGGUGGCAAAGGAGGCUUUGGCUCCAUGCUGCGAGCGCUCGGCGCUCAGAUCGAGAAGACGACCAAUCGCGAGGCUUGCCGAGAUCUGAGCGGACGCCGCCUGCGAGACGUCAACCACGAGAAAGAGAUGGGCGAGUGGCUGAAGCAGCAGGCGGAGCGCGAGGCAGAGCGCGAGGAGCGGCGGGCCGAACGCUUGCGCAGGAAAACGGCCCGACCCCAGCACGAGUUCAGCGACCCCGAGUACCAACGCCAGUGCCACACCCUGGCCGAGAGGCUAGAGGACUCCGUGCUCAAAGAGUUCAUUGCUCACGUGGCGACACUUGCAGGUUUGCAAGCGGCGUCCGCUUCGCGAGCGGGCCCUUCUUGCCGAGAACCUCCCGUCAAAAAGCGGAAGACCGAGGGGGCGUGUUCCUGGACCGGAUUGGACGACCUGAGCUCCGACAGCGAUGCGGAGUCCGCGGAAGAGCCCGGGCAGGAGGCGGAGCCCGAUACCGGUGGAGCGAGCGCGGCCUCCGGCGGCGAUUCGUUGCAGAACGGCGACUCCGCGAGCACACCCGACUCGGAGAGUCGCUGA
This is a messenger RNA of Nerophis lumbriciformis (worm pipefish), 738 nucleotides long. The record is from RefSeq and is a predicted model, not a curated record. Lineage: Eukaryota; Metazoa; Chordata; Actinopteri; Syngnathiformes; Syngnathidae.